Molecule: messenger RNA, 999 nt
Organism: Trichoderma aggressivum f. europaeum
Lineage: Eukaryota; Fungi; Ascomycota; Sordariomycetes; Hypocreales; Hypocreaceae
Exons: 4
Coding region: 1-999 (332 amino acids)
Source: RefSeq, a predicted model, not a curated record
AUGACUUCGAAUAACAGCUUUGGAGCAGAGACAACUGCCGAAGAAGUGGCAGCGUCUUUUCGCGACCAGAUUGCUGGAAAGACGAUUCUCAUCACUGGCGUCAGUCCCAAUGGACUCGGUGCUGCUACCGCUGAAGCUCUCGCCAAGUAUGGCCCGGUGAAUCUAAUCUUCACUGCUCGGACACUCUCCAAGGCCUCUGCCGUAUCCGACACUAUCCGGACCGAGAAUCCAAAUCUGAAAACACAGAUCCAUCUCGUCCAUGUCGAUUUGUCAGACCUGGACAGUACUCGCCAGGCUGCCGCCAACAUCCAAAAGCUGGCACCGCAAAUUGACAUCAUUAUCAACAAUGCAGCGGUAAUGGCCAUCCCCGAGAGAGAGAUGACAAAGUAUGGACUCGAAGCACACCUGGUCACCAAUUUCCUCGGCCAUUUCGUUCUCACGACGCUUCUUUCUCCGCAGUUGAAAGCCGCGGGAUCCAAGGCGCGGGUUGUUAACAUUGUCAGUGGCGGGUUCUACGUCCAGCCGUUCCGUUUCAGUGACUACAACUUUGACGGCGGAAAAGACCUCCCAGAGGAGGAGCAGGUCGACGUUGUAAAUGCAGAAAAGCUCGGCAUGGGCUGGGUUACGGGCUUCGGCACAGGAUACGUCCCAUUUUUGGCGUACUCCCAAACCAGCACGGCAUUGAUGCUCCUCUCCAAGGGACUAAGUGAGGGUUUCUCUGGAGAAAAGAUCAAGGCCGGUAGUGCCGCUCCUGGAGUUGUCUUGACGGAACUUCAACGGCAUCUUCCAGGAGAGUUCAGGAACCAAAAAAUGGUGUACAAGACUGCAAGCCAGGGAGCUGCAAGCUUUCUCGUCGCUGCUUUGGACCCGAGUCUCGACGACCAUCCAGGAGCAUACAUUGACGAUUGCCAAAUCAAGGAGACUCCGAAAUAUGCUCGUGACGAAGCAGUCGCUCGUAGACUCUGGACAUUGGCUGAAUCAUGGGCAACAAGCGCAUGA